AUGAACGCCCGUCGGAUGCUAGUGCUUGGGCUGGUGGUGGUGCUGAUUGUGGCGAGCGUGUGCGAAGCGCGGCGCCGGUUUCCCCUCCGCCGAAGGGGUCCAUCGCGCAAAACGCUCAAACAGCUGUACUACGAGUCGCGCGAAACCAACACGCCCAACUUUGUCCGGCUGGUGCUGAUGCGGCUGAUCUACGGCAUUGCCACCCAGAUGGGGGUCGAGGAGCGGCUGGACAACGUGUUUGGUGGCGCUUUUGUGCCACCGAAUGCCGCCGACGAGGGUUCCGAUUUCUUCGACGUGCUGAGCGACGAAAGUGGCGAAGACUUUAGCUUCGGUCUGUGA
Messenger RNA from Anopheles aquasalis, 339 nucleotides. RefSeq lists its product as uncharacterized. Lineage: Eukaryota; Metazoa; Arthropoda; Insecta; Diptera; Culicidae. The record is from RefSeq and is a predicted model, not a curated record.